AUGCCACCAUCUACCACCACCCAGCAGCCCCCCCACACGUCCUCCACUCCCCGGCGCCGCAUCGUCAUCGUCGUGGUGGGACCCCGUGGCGACGUGCAGCCGUACUGCAUCUUAGGGCAAGCCCUCACAGCCCGCGGUUACGACGUCACCAUCGCGACGGAAGCGCGUCUCAAGGCGCUGGUCACGGCAGAGUUUGGCCUCCCGUUUGCCCCGAUUGCAGGCGACGUGUUCGGAGGUCUGUUUGACAUUGAGUUCCAGCACCGUUUUCGAGUGGCGAGGUCCAUGAAAUGCCUAGAGAUGCUCACCGAGUGGAACGAUCGGUUCAAUAUAGACGAUGUAUUGGCGUCGUAUGUUUCUGCGUUGGCAGGAGCGGACGUGGUCGUGUGCGGGGGGGUGCUGUCGAUCGCGCAGACGUACAGCGUUGCCGAAAAGCACGGGCUGAAGUGGGUACCGCUAUUCCUCGGCACAUGUCCCCUCCCGACCAACGAGUUUCCCCACUGGGUGCUAGCCGGCGUGCCGUUCGGGUUUCUUUGCUCCAAUCACUGGUCACACUCGAUCGUUGCGUCCAAGGGAUGGCUUCAGCAACGCAAGCAUAUCAACAAGUGGCGGCGACACACGCUGGGGCUGCCCCCCAUCACAUCCCCCCUCGGUAUCGUCCACGCUAUGCAAACCAAUGACAACAUCACUAUCUACAAUGCCAGCUCUUUGUUGCUCUGUGGCCCUAAACGACAAGUACCUGCUGAUUACCCUCCACACAAAGUCGUGUACGGGGGUUUUCUCUUUCCAACUACUACUGCCUCGCCCCCCGCCACCAUCCCACCAGCCUCCACGACAAUGGCUAACAUCAAUAGCAGCAGCGGCAGUAGAUACAAUCCCCCUCCAAAGCAGCAGCAUCCAGGGUCGUCCACGUCCUUGCAACGAUUCCUCAAAACAAGGACAACAUUGCCCGUGAUUUACAUUGGGUUUGGCGAGAUGCCGACCAUGGAGCCGUUGCCGUUGCUGCAACUCGCCCUUCACGUGUGCCACGCCGUCAAGUGUCGCGCUGUGGUUGCCGCUAGCUGGGCGGAAUUCAUGCCUCCCCCCUCUCCCCGUUUGUGGUUGUUUCCUCAAAUGAGCUGCAUUGUGCACCACGGUGGCUUUAGCACCACCACCAUCGCACUACGCAGUGGCGUGCCACAGAUUCCGUGUCCUGUAAUCAUGGAUCAAUUCCACCACGCCAACAACAUGGUAGCUCUGGGGGUGGCCCCCGCCGUGGUGCACAAGGGGUCCCUCUAUGGGUCGUACGUAGCCAAACUCGUAACCCAAGUGCUCCGCAACGACAGAAACAUCCAAACCACAGCCAAAGACUUGGGCAAAUUUGUCAACACGGAAAGUUUCGACAACACGGACCGGUUCUGCGACUGGGUGGUCGCUGCCCCCCCAACGUUUGCCAGUCCCCCGUCUGAGCAACAAAGCGAUGGCGUGUUGGUGGCCCAACGUGGCCAUGAUCGCCGCAUGCCGUGCCCACCUGCAGGCCCAGACACGACUCCGGCACUCCCGCCGCUGCUCCGCACUACCACCCACGGGCAGCAUUCCCCCGCCGAUUCGGCCUCCGCGACACCCCACUCCCCGACCGUGGAAACCCACCUCCAGCAGCCUAACCACACCGCUUCCUUGGAGCCCGCCACACAUACAAUAGCUACAAACGCAGCUUUUUAG
Molecule: messenger RNA, 1698 nt
Organism: Aphanomyces astaci
Lineage: Eukaryota; Oomycota; Saprolegniomycetes; Saprolegniales; Verrucalvaceae
Exons: 5
Coding region: 1-1698 (565 amino acids)
Biological process (GO): carbohydrate metabolic process
Molecular function (GO): UDP-glycosyltransferase activity; hexosyltransferase activity
Source: RefSeq, a predicted model, not a curated record